GCGCCUGCGCGCCUCUUGCUGACGGGAGGAGCCUUCUCAGUCGCUUGGCCUUCGCGGGGCUGCGGCCUCCGCCUCCAGGUAUUAAUAUUCUACCCUUCUCACCCAAAAGGGUGCUCAGAUUGGAUCACAGAACACAUAUAUGGCAAACAUUCAUUUCUAUUAUACACUGACAAGACAGACAACUGUACAUAGAUAAAGAAUGAAACAUGGCUGAGGACCCGCAGAGAAAUUUCCGAUCAGUAUAUUAUGAGAAAGUAGGAUUUCGUGGUGUUGAAGAAAAGAAGUCAUUGGAAAUCCUUCUGAAAGAUGAUCGGUUGGACAUUGAGAAGCUUUGUACUUUUAGUCAACGAUUCCCUCUCCCAUCCAUGUAUCGGACCUUGGUAUGGAAGGUACUUCUAGGGAUUCUUCCUCCUCACCAUGAAUCUCAUGCUUUUGUGAUGAAAUACCGACAGGAGCAGUAUAGAGAUGUGUACCAUGCUCUCAGAGUAAUUCGUUUCAUCAAUGAUUCUACGCCGCAGGUGGAAGUUUUCCUCCGGAUUUAUCAGCUGGAGUCUGGAAAGCUGCCUCGAAAUCCAUCAUUCCCUUUGGAAUCUGAAGAAAAGACGUUUCUGGCCAUUGCUAAAGCCAUGGAGGAAAUGGUGGAAGAUAGCAUUGACUGCUAUUGGCUUGUUAGUAGUUUUGUGAAUCAGUUAAGCAAUAAGUACAAGGAUUCUUUGCCCCAGCUGCCAAAACUUCUGGAACAGUACCUGAACCUUGAGGAUAGCAGACUCCUAAUACACCUGAAAUCGUGUUCAGCAAUGGGCCAGCUGCCUUACAAUCUUUGGUUUAGAAGAUGUUUUGCUGGUUGUCUACCUGAAUCUAGUUUGCAGAGGGUUUGGGAUAAAGUUAUUAGUGGCUCUUGCAAAAUACUUGUCUUCGUUGCCAUAGAGAUUUUAUUAACCUUCAAAAUGAAGUUGAUGGCCCUGAAUAGUGCCGAAAAGAUUGAAAUGUUUUUGGAAAAUAUACCUCAAGACAACACUGAUGCGAUUGUGAGCAAAGCUAUUGAGCUGUGGCACAAACAUUGCGGAACUCCUGCACAUUCUGUCUGAGAUAAACUUUUCAACUGGCAUUUUAGGUUACUACUGGACUUUUAAUUUUUUUAAAUUAUAUUUUGGUGCAUCUCCCUCUCCCCCUGAAUUAUCUAAUUAAAAGUAUUUAAUCACUGGGAA
Molecule: messenger RNA, 1208 nt
Organism: Anolis sagrei ordinatus
Lineage: Eukaryota; Metazoa; Chordata; Lepidosauria; Squamata; Anolidae
Source: RefSeq, a predicted model, not a curated record